CUAUGAGCAGCGCCCUCCUGCCGGCGACAGCUAGUCCAGUUCCCUCCUCUGGCAGCGACGCACUGUCUGCAGAGAACACCACCCCACAGCGACGCACCGUCUGCGCAGAACGCAACUCGACAGGAUGUGGUGGGUGUUUACACUGAGCUGUUUGAUGGUGGUGGUGGCGAGUGCACGGGGGCAGUGCCUGACUGCAGAUGAUGCGGCGGUGGGUGCGGGCCGCGAGGACCGGCGCGAGCUGUCGGCAGGCCAGCAGGCGUUCAGUGUGGCACUGCUGCAGCAGUUAGCUGCCACACUGCCUGCCUCCAACCUCUUCUUCUCGCCCUACAGCACGCACCAGGCACUGCUGCUUGCAUACUUCGGUGCUGCCAACCAGACCGACGCCGCACUCCGACGUGCUCUCCGUGUCCCCCAACAGCAGAGUAAAGCAGCAACAUGGCAGGCCUACAGACUAGAGAAGUUCCUUCGCAAUUUCAACACUUCGGAUGGCCAUCUCUUCACCAGCUCAAACAGGGUAUACAUCUCCAACAAGCUGAAGAUGCGGCCGUGCCUUGCAGAGAAAUUUGACACUGAACUUGCAUCCAUUGACUAUGAAACCAAUGUGGAGGCGGCACAAAAAGCCAUCAAUGCUUGGGUUUCUGAACAAACACAUGGACAGAUAAACAACCUCAUACAAGGUCUUUCUCCAGCUUCUACUGUUACACUGGUGAAUGCUGCAUAUUUCAAAGGAAAAUGGCAGUCACAAUUCCAGCCUGAAAACACCCACAAAGAAGUCUUUCAUAUCUCACAUUCAAAACAGGCUUUGGUUGAGAUGAUGAAACAAAAAGGAACAUUUAACUACAUGAUUUCUGAAAGGCUAGGAGCCCAUGUGCUGGAACUGCCAUACGAAGGAGAGGAUAUUAGUAUGUUCAUUCUCCUGCCACCAUUUCUAAAGAGCAAUGGUGUGGAUGCAAUAAUUAAGCAGCUGGAUGUGGACAGCCUGAGGGAAAUCACAGAACAAGAUGCCAUGUACCCACAGACUGUGGAAGUUGAAAUACCAAAAUUCACUGUGGAAAGCCGAAUUGAAAUGCAGCAGGUUUUUAAAGCCCUUGGAGCAGGUGAUGCUUUUGAGAAAACUGCUGAUUAUUCAGGGUUUACAGGUAAACCUGAAGUGUUCUUUAAUAGUGCCAUACACCAAGCAAAGAUAGAAGUGAAUGAAGAAGGAACGGAAGCUGCUGCUGCAACAGCCAUAUUCCUCUUCCGUUCAGCAAGGCCUCUUAACCCAACAAAAUUCGUGUGCAACCAUCCUUUUGUGUACUUCUUGUUUGACCGUAUGUCACAAGCUGUUCUGUUUAUGGGUGUAUAUAGGUCACCAAAAAAUUAAAAGACUGAUUCAGCAAU
Molecule: messenger RNA, 1380 nt
Organism: Schistocerca piceifrons (Central American locust)
Lineage: Eukaryota; Metazoa; Arthropoda; Insecta; Orthoptera; Acrididae
Product: serine protease inhibitor 88Ea-like
Exons: 6
Coding region: 125-1363 (412 amino acids)
Molecular function (GO): serine-type endopeptidase inhibitor activity
Source: RefSeq, a predicted model, not a curated record